AUAAACGCUUAUCAAUAUCGACCGACUCUCCGAGUCUUGUGCACAUCGUUUUAUCAAUUAUUAUUAUUGUUGGCGGAACGCGUAUUAUUAAUAUUACAAUAAUUGUAAAUUGUUACUACUGCUUCGUGAUUUACUAUCGUCCGGUUGUGCGUUUAAAAUUUAAAUAAUCUAUUUCCCAUCAUAACGUCGUUUGUGUUCCUCGCGGCGCGGAGUAAUACGCAUUGUAAAUAAUUUUUUAUCCGCUAAAUCGUUUUUGUUUUUAAUGUCAACCGUUCGGUCGUUGGCGUCUGCGGCCGGAUUCCGGCUCUCUCGUUGAACGGUCUAGUUGGUUGGUGCAGACGACGAUGGUCCGACGGACGGCUGACGACGAAAUAUGUCGACAUAAUUAUCGCCACGGUGUCGACGGCAUGAACCGCCGGGCAUAGAAACGAUCGACGACCUCAAGAGAGCACCGGGACGAGAGUCGAAUCGUUUCGGGACAGGACUGCACAGCAGUUCGCAUUGCACGCCCUACGCCGACACGUCCGAGAAGGCGAGAUAUUCAACGGUUUAUAAACGACAUGCAGUUACGACGAAACAAUACAAACUAACCAAUGGAUUUCAUUAGACGGACAUCACUGUUGUUGGUAUUAUCGUCGUUACUCGUCAGGCAAUCAACACAAGUCAAUUUAGAUCCUCCUAGUGGAUAUUGUGCUCAGUAUAAUGGGAAGAUAUGCAGAAAGUAUUUAAAUGCUUCAAUACUUAUAUGGUUUAAUAACACUUUAACAAAUGAAGGAAGUGAACAAAAUGAAAUAAUCACUACAGGUCUAUGGGAAGAAAUGUUACCUAGCUUUUCAAAAACAUGUAGACCAGCAGCUGAAAAACUUCUAUGUUUAUACGCAUUUCCUCAUUGUAAUCAAGAUAAGUCUUAUUUUCCACUUUGUUACGAAGAUUGUAUUGCUGUACGAGAAUUAUUUUGCUAUAAAGAAUGGGCAUUGAUUGAAGCAAAUAAACAAAGGGGAAUUUUUUAUAAAUCUAAAGGACAUUUUUCUUUACCAAUUUGUGAGAACUUACCACAUAACUCGCAGAAUGGUAAACCUGUAUGUUCACAUGCCAUGCUCACAGAGCUUAAACAAGACGAAAUAACUAUUGAUUGCAUUCGUGGCAAUGGUCGUUUCUAUCAAGGAUAUAUUAAUGUUACUAAAUCGGGUUUGCCAUGCCAAAGAUGGGAUUCAAAAGUUCCACAUGAAUUUGUUAGACCACCAAAUGUAUUUCCUGAAGUUCAAAAUUCUGAAAAUUAUUGCCGAAAUGCUGGAGGUGAAGUGUCUUCUCCGUGGUGUUAUACUAUGGAUCCUGAUGUGAGAUGGCAAAAAUGUGAUGUACCCCUUUGUGACAAAAAUGAAACUGAAUUAGUGGAAACAAAACUUGAUAUCAUUAAUAAUGACACGGCUAUAAAUACCAUUACAAUGAUCAUAAACCAUAUUGAAACGUUCAUUGAUCAAACAUCAACACGACAUCUACAUAUAUUUCUUGUGAUUGUUGCAGUUUUGAUACUUUUAGUAUCAGUUUUAAUAUUAGUGCUGUGCAACAAGUUGUUGUCCAAUAAAAAUUCAUACAGAUCAACACAAACUCGAGAAGUUGAUAUAGAUUUAGAUAAAUUACCAAGUAAUUCUGCAUAUCAUCAAUAUGGAAUGUGUUCAAACCCAAAAUUAGAAAAACUUGAAUUUCCCAGAAACAAUAUAAUAUAUGUAAAAGACUUGGGUCAAGGAGCAUUUGGGCGUGUAUUCCAGGCCAAAGCACCGGGCCUGUUGAAAGACGAAGAAUUUACGUUGGUUGCUGUAAAAAUGUUAAAAGAUGAAGCUUCAAAUGAUCUACAAGUCGACUUUGAACGAGAAGCUUGCUUGUUGUCAGAAUUCGAUCAUCCUAAUAUUGUUAAGUUGUUGGGAGUUUGUGCUUUAGGUAAACCAAUGUGUUUACUUUUUGAAUACAUGGGUCGUGGCGACUUAAAUGAAUUUCUUCGUUCAUGUGCACCAAGCAAUUACAUUGUACAUUCAACUGAAGCUAGGGGUGAUGUUUUUCGUGAUUUAAAUCUUACAAAUUUGGACAUGUUAAAAAUAGCUCAACAGAUUGCUUCUGGUAUGGUUUAUCUAUCUGACAGAAAAUUUGUGCACAGAGAUUUAGCAACAAGAAAUUGUUUGAUUGAUGACACAAUGACAGUAAAAAUAGCAGAUUUUGGGCUUUCGCAAAAAAUGUAUUUACAAGACUAUUACAAAGGUGAUGAACAUGAUGCGAUACCUGUUAGAUGGAUGCCUUUAGAGAGUAUUCUUUACAAUAAAUAUACAGUUGAAUCAGAUGUUUGGGCAUUUGGUGUGUGUCUUUGGGAAAUUUUUUCUUUUGCUCUUCAACCGUAUUAUGGCAUGACACAUGAAGAAGUCGUUAAGUUCAUCAAAGAUGGCAACGUUAUGAAUUGUCCUGAAAAUACUCCAAAAUUGGCAUAUGAGCUUAUGAAACAAUGCUGGAGUCGAAAACCAGAUUCACGUCCAACUUUCCGUACAAUUUAUCAGACUUUAGAAAAUGUUCGACAAGAAGUUGUUUGCCGUAUGAAUGGUGGUCUGCCUUCACAUGCCCAUUUGUGAUUUACUGUAAUAUGUGGAAAGCAAUUAAGCUAUGUUGUAUAUUAUAUCAUUGUCUGAUUGUGUAACAAUUUACGUCUUGUAUAAAUAUAUUAAACAAUCAAAAUGUUUAAUUUAAUUCCUCAAUGACAAUAAUUUUGUUAUAUCAUUGAUAAAAUCAUUUUUUAAGACUGUUUUAGUAGAAUAGUAAUUUAUUCUUAGCUGAUUUAUUUCCCUAAGCACUUGAUUUUAUUUUUUCAAUAGAAACUUUUACACAAACAAUAUCACUUGAGGUUUAUAUAAAACAUUUUUAUUUAGGUACCAAAUAUUAUAUUAUAUUUUCUUAAAUAUUUUUUAAUACUUAACAAUGCUAUUGUAAAUUAACUUUAAUUC
Messenger RNA from Myzus persicae (green peach aphid), 2984 nucleotides. Its product is annotated as tyrosine-protein kinase transmembrane receptor Ror2-like. The record is from RefSeq and is a predicted model, not a curated record. Gene Ontology annotation, biological process: multicellular organism development; positive regulation of kinase activity; protein phosphorylation. Gene Ontology annotation, cellular component: signaling receptor complex. Gene Ontology annotation, molecular function: transmembrane receptor protein tyrosine kinase activity; protein binding; ATP binding. The transcript is spliced from 7 exons. The coding region runs from base 594 to 2615 and encodes 673 amino acids. NCBI's taxonomy places the organism in Eukaryota, Metazoa, Arthropoda, Insecta, Hemiptera, Aphididae.